AUGAGUUCUUCUCAGCCCCCCAAUCCUCCAGGACCUUCGGGGACUCGAAUCCCUGAUGCCAAGGCUAUUUUUUCAAGAUCAAGGCCACCUCCUCCAACUCAGAACCCUAAUUCUCCAAGACCUUCAGGCACUUCCAUCCCUGGUCCCCAGGACAUCUUCUCCACCACACCAAGGCCAACUCCUCCAACUCAGAACCCUAAUCCUCCAAGAACUUCAAGCACUUCCAUCCCUGGUCCCCAGGACAUCUUCUCCACCACACCAAGGCCAACUCCUCCAACUCAGAACCCUAAUCCUCCAAGAACUUCAAGCACUUCCAUCCCUGGUCCCCAGGACAUCUUCUCCACCACACCAAGGCCAACUCCUCCGUGA
Molecule: messenger RNA, 369 nt
Organism: Neltuma alba
Lineage: Eukaryota; Viridiplantae; Streptophyta; Magnoliopsida; Fabales; Fabaceae
Product: extensin-like
Exons: 1
Coding region: 1-369 (122 amino acids)
Source: RefSeq, a predicted model, not a curated record